Vigna unguiculata (cowpea) is the source of this 582-nucleotide messenger RNA. Lineage: Eukaryota; Viridiplantae; Streptophyta; Magnoliopsida; Fabales; Fabaceae. The record is from RefSeq and is a predicted model, not a curated record.
AUGGUUAGGAUAGAGCUAGAGUUAAAGAUCAAGCUGAGGGACCCAAACAGGUCUGAAGACCCAAAAAGGCCCAACGAGCCAAACAGGCUUGAUCACCUGGACAAGUCUGAAGCCCCAAACGGAACCGACAACCUAGACGGGCUUGGAGAUCUGAACCGACCCAACAAACUGAACAGACCUGAAGACCUAGAUGUGCCUGAUGAUCCGAAUGGACCUAACGAUCUAGAUAAGAACGAUGACCCAGAUGGGACCAACGAUCCAAACACGCUCGACGAUUAUGACGGGUCCAACGACACGGACGAGCCCGACGACCCGAACAAGCUUGAUGAUUCGAACGGACCCAAUAGUUUGGACGAGUCUAACGAUCCGGACGAGCCUAACGAUCCAAACAGACCCAACUAUCCAAACGAGUCCAACGACCCGUAUGGAUCCGACGACCCAAACGGGCUAAACUAUCUAGACGAGUCCGAAGGUUUGGACAUGCCUGUCCAAGUCAUUUUACCCAUCGAGGUCAUAAGGCUCGUUCGAGUUGUUGGGAUUAUCCAGGUCGUUGGCCCGGUUCAAAUAAUCGGGCUUGUCUGA